Molecule: messenger RNA, 2048 nt
Organism: Pomacea canaliculata
Lineage: Eukaryota; Metazoa; Mollusca; Gastropoda; Architaenioglossa; Ampullariidae
Product: probable ATP-dependent RNA helicase DDX5
Exons: 13
Coding region: 78-1754 (558 amino acids)
Cellular component (GO): nucleus; cytoplasm; ribonucleoprotein complex
Molecular function (GO): RNA helicase activity; RNA binding; ATP binding
Source: RefSeq, a predicted model, not a curated record
CCUGCUCGACUAGCUCCCUUUACUUCGUCGUGUGCGCAACGCCUGAGCAGCACGUCGCACCAAAACAACCCACGAGAAUGAUUUUCCGACAUUCUUUACAGAAAGUGCCUAGUCUUCUAUCUAGCUGUGUGAAGUUAUUUUCAGUCCAGAAAACACGUCUUCUUGAUACUGCAGCGUCUUUUCCGUAUCGUGACAGACACCGCGAAAAUGACAGAGACAGAUCAUGGUCAAGAAACCCACAUCAUAACAGAGACUAUGAAAGAGACAGGAGCUUUAGAGGAGGUGGUGGAGGAAGAGGGUUUGGUCAGCCUGGAAGAACUUUGCUCAAACCCAAAUGGGACCUAAGCAAAUUGACAAAAUUUGAGAAAAAUUUGUAUGUCCCGCAUCCUGUUGUUGCAAACAGACCCCAGGAUGAAAUUGAAAGAUUUUAUGCCGAGAAGGACAUCAGUGUUUAUGGAAAGAAUGUGCCCCAUCCUGUUUUCUCUUUUGAAGAGGCAGGGUUUCCAGAUUAUAUCUUGCGCCAGAUACAAACAAAUGGCUGGAAGGAACCAACUACAAUACAGUCCCAAGGGUGGCCCAUUGCUUUAUCAGGUCGUGAUUGUGUUGGCAUUGCCCAGACUGGCUCAGGAAAAACACUAAGUUUUAUACUUCCAGCCAUUGUGCAUAUAAACCAUCAGCCCCGUCUAGAGCGUGGAGAUGGCCCUAUAGCUCUUGUUUUGGUACCUACACGUGAACUAGCACAGCAAGUACAAGUUGUUGCCUCCAACUCUGGUCGGACGUCACAGAUUCGCAGUGUUUGUGUUUAUGGUGGUGCUUCUCGAGGUCCCCAGAUUCGAGAAUUGGAAAGAGGGUGUCAGAUCUGUAUUGCUACCCCUGGACGUUUGAUUGACUUUCUGGAAUCGGAACAAACCAAUUUGAAACGCACAACAUACCUGGUUCUGGAUGAAGCUGAUCGUAUGCUGGAUAUGGGCUUUGAGCCACAGAUUCGAACUAUUGUGGAACAAAUAAGGCCUGAUCGCCAGACACUAAUGUGGAGUGCCACAUGGCCUAAGGAAGUACAGAAUCUGGCGGAGGACUUUUUGUCCAAUUAUAUCCAGGUUAACACAGGAAGCCUAAAGCUUAAAGCCAACCAUAAUAUUCUACAAAUCAUUGAUGUUUGCAUGGAACAUGAGAAGGAGGAAAAGCUGUCUAAUUUGUUAAAAGAAAUUAUGAGAGAGAAAAACAACAAGACAAUCAUCUUUGCUGAAACCAAGCGAGCAGUUGAUGAUCUGACUCAAAGAAUGAAAAGAGAAAGAUGGCCAGUCACUGGUAUUCAUGGAGACAAAUCACAGCAUCAGCGGGACUGGGCUCUGAAUGAGUUUAGAACUGGAAAGUUACCAAUCUUAAUUGCUACAGAUGUAGCAUCACGAGGCUUGGAUGUCGAUGAUAUCAAGUUUGUUAUCAACUUCGACUACCCAAAAACCUCUGAGGACUAUGUGCAUCGCAUUGGACGCACUGCUCGUAGUAAUAAGACUGGCACGGCCUACACCUUUUUCACUCCUGAUAAUGCCAAGCAAGCCAGUGGCCUUAUUGGUGUUUUGCAAGAGGCUAAGCAAGUUGUGAAUCCCAAGCUUUUCCAGCUAGAAAGAAGUGGCAGGGGAUUUAUGGGCCAUGGCAGAUAUCAAAGCCAUGACAGAUAUCAAAGCCGUGACAGAUAUCAAAGCCGUGACAGAUAUCAAGGCCGUGGCAAGGACUCUUUCGAUGAAGAUUUUUGAGUGUGGUGGAAGCCAAGAGAGACAGAGUCAUGACUGACGUGAAAACCAUAAAGAGAAAGGAUGGAGAACAGAGUUCUGGCAGAUAACCAUCUUAUCUUUUUUUUUUCUGCAGCUGUAUGUUUCUCUUUCACUGCCAUCUCUACUCAGUCUUCUUACCAAUGUCAGUGAAAUGGACCACCUGGUUGAAUGUAUGUAUUAGUAUUUAGACUGUCCUUAUUUGCAGGUGUAAAGCAUGACUUUGUAAGUGAUGAGUUAUGAGUUUGUUGUUAAUAAAAGCUGUUAUGCAUAACCCGA